Molecule: messenger RNA, 2041 nt
Organism: Microtus ochrogaster (prairie vole)
Lineage: Eukaryota; Metazoa; Chordata; Mammalia; Rodentia; Cricetidae
Gene: Taf1b
Product: TATA-box binding protein associated factor, RNA polymerase I subunit B
Biological process (GO): nucleolar large rRNA transcription by RNA polymerase I; RNA polymerase I preinitiation complex assembly
Cellular component (GO): RNA polymerase I core factor complex; RNA polymerase transcription factor SL1 complex
Molecular function (GO): RNA polymerase I core promoter sequence-specific DNA binding
Source: RefSeq, a predicted model, not a curated record
CGCAAAGGCGGGGGCUGUGUUUCUGGCCGGAGCACUCUCUCGCCUCUCCCGGAAGCGGCUCCCACUGCCUUAGUUAACGGUGGCGGCGACCGAGCAGCGAUGGAUCUGGAGCAGGCGAAAUCGUUCACAGACCGCUGUUCACAGUGUGCUGCUGUCUCCUGGGGUCUUACCGAUGAAGGAAAAUACUAUUGCACUUCCUGCCACAAUGUCACAGACCGGUCUGAGGAAGUUGUGAGCACUGCAGUCAUUCCCAACACCAAGAUCAACUCCAUCUGCAGGGGGCUGAGGAAGAGAAGCAGGCAUGAGAAAGGCUGGGAUUGGUAUGUGUGUGAAGGUUUUCAGUGCAUACUUUACCACCAGGCGGAGGCCUUGAAGACCCUCGGAGUAGGCCCAGAGCUAAAGGACAAAGUUUUACACAAUUUUUGGAAGCGUUAUCUUCAGAAGAGCAAGCAGGCCUAUUGUAAAAACCCGGUUCGUACAAGCAGAAAGAAAGCCAAGGUAUUGGAAGACAAUCAGCAGAGUUCAGAUUGGGCCAGUGAACUUGAGCUGCUAAGUGAUACCUCCUAUCCCCUUGAAAGUGGAGCAGAGUUCCAGUCUGAGCCCCAGAUUCCAAAGCCUUUCCCUGUCACCAAAGCAUCACCAAAGUCAGAAGCCCCAGAUGUCUGUUCUGGAUCUGUUGAUGGAGUGGAAUACUCAGAGUGGAAGGAGAAGGGUGUCCUGAAGAUGACUGUACCCAGGACCCUGGCUCUCUGCUCUCUGUCCUUGCUCUGGCAGAGAGAAACCAUUACUCUCUCUGACCUUCUGAGGUUUGUUGAAGAGGACCGCAUUCCAUACAGAAAUGCUUUUCAGCUUUUUCCAGAAGAGAUGAAAGUCUAUGGUCGCGAUAAAGGCAUCUUUGCUAUCGAGUCUUGGCCUGACUAUGAAGACAUCUAUAAAAACAUGAUUGAAGUCGCCAUAUUUUUAGAUUUACCUCGUUUUCCAGACAUAACUGAAGAUUGCUACCUUCAUCCCAACGUCUUGUGCAUGAAAUAUUUACUGGAGUUCAAUCUCCCUGACGAAAUGCACAGUUUGACCUGCCAAGUGGUAAAGAUGACUGGAAUCGGAGAAGUGGACUUCCUGACAUUUGAUCCUAUAGCUAAAAAGAAAAGGACAGUUAAAUAUGACGUGCAGGCUGUGGCUGUCAUUGUGGUAGUGUUAAAACUACUCUUUUUGCUGGAUGACAGAUUAGAAUGGUCUUACUCUGCGCUUGCUGAAACAUAUAAUGAAGAACACAAAGAAGAUAAACCGCAGUUUGAUUUCAGAAAAUGGUACCAAGUUAUGAAGAAAACCUUUGAUGAGAAAAGACGACAAUGGGAAGAAGCAAGGGCCAAAUAUUAUUGGAAAACCAAAAGACCGAUCUACCGUUCGCACAUCGACAAAUCAGUCGCGUAUAAGAGAAGAGAAAUGGUGAAGAAUCUUCAGAAGCAAUUCAGUGCCCUGCUUGGCACAACACCUGUGGUGGAAAAGAAGGCCCCUUCAAGUUUUCAGUUCAGCUGGACUGAAGGAGACACCGAUAGCCCUUGUUUCCAUGGACAUAGCCUCCAGGGACUCCUGAUAACGAAAGGCCAGUCCUUGAUAACCAAAAACUCACUGUAUUGGCUCAGUACCCAGAAAUUCUGCAAAAGCUACUGUAAACAUGUGACAACCUAUGAAGAGUCAAACUUUUCUCUGAGUUACCAGUUUAUACUAAACAUCUUCUCAUUCUUACUAAGAAUAAAGACUUCUGUUCUCCAUGAAGAAGUGAGCUUAAUUGAAAAGAAACUUUUUGAAAAAAAAUACAAUGAAUCAAAAAGGAGGUCAAGACCCAAAAAAGUAAGAAGACACUGAGAACCAGAGAAGGGUGUGCUCUAUAGGAUAACAUCGGAUCUUAGGGAAUUGUGGAAAACACAUUAUUCUAUACACAUACAUAUUGAUAUAUAUCUUUAUAUGCAUUGUAAAAUAUGUGAACUUUGAAUUAUUUUCAUAAAUUUUUUUUCAGGAAAGUAAAAAAUUGUGUAAAUGA